AAAAACUUGUGGAAGGCAAGCGCUGCUCGUGCUUCUGUCCUUUCUUGAUCUCGAAUCAUCAUUCCGUCAAGCUGGUCUUGUCGCCACUUUGUAAUAUGUAACCUAGAGGUCCACCUAACAAAAGAAAUUGACAACAUCAACUUCUCUCAAUUUCUCACUCCUUAGGGUAUCUCUCCCACGCAUAAUCUCAAGCCAUGGCUCCCUGGUGGCCUUCCCCGUCCGAAGCAGACAAGCCCCAUCGUGACGAUGAUCCAUUUGCCGACUUUCGUCGUUUUGCAGAGGAGCAAAUCGGAGCUCUAGUUCAAGGUAUCAACUCCUUACCUGGCUUCAGCUCCGCCUCUCUGGGUGCAGAAGAACAGCAUUUAACAGACGAGAUGAGAGAACUGCGCAAACGACUCGAAGAAGACUUUCCGCCCCUCUUCGCUUCUCUUCUAGGUGCGCCAGAACGGAGAUCAUAUCUCGGAGGUCCUAUUAGCGAAGAAGCUCGUCAGGCUGCCCGCGUAUUACUUUUGCAAGCACGCAAUGCUAGUCUUGGUGUCAAUCCAAACAGAAUUCUCAGUCUGUAUCAGGAUCAUGGUCAAGGUAUGAUGCCUGUUCAUAGCAAGUUUCCUAUCCGUACGACCACCAGCAACACAACUUGGCUAGGUAUCGACUGGUUCAGACACAGUCCUUACUCCCCAAUCCAACUCGAACAGCACUCUACCGCUCAUCAGCAUGGUGGCAAGUGGCGUGCUGCCUUUGAAGAUCUGCUCUGCGCUCAUCUCGACAAGCCGCAAGUUGCUUACGACGCUUGGAAAGCCGAGGAUUCUAUCGCCGCUUCUGAUCUAGAGAAUCAGACACUGUACAAUCAGUGGGCCCAACCUGGUAUUGACUGGAUGCUUGGCCUACAGUGCAGAGGAAUUCUGCCACCCCAGCUACCCAGCCUCUACAACAUCACCCCUCUCGAGACCAAGAAACUUGAUCGCGUGUUCGGCAAGAUCGUAUCUGGAGUUAGUAACUUUUGGACACCAUAUGGCCGUUCCGUAUACGAGGACUUUACGCAGCUGGCGAGAAUAGUGGCCUCUCCUGAUGCCGAAGACUUGGUCUUGAGAAGGAACAUGCAGCCCGAGACCGAGAUGGACAUGUAUGAGAGCUUGUGGAAAGUGAAAGAAGACUACAGCGAGGAGCAAGCAAGUUCAUCCAAGGCGACGUCGAUGUCCAACAACUCCUCAGUAUCGAUCUCAUCUUCGGAUCCGGCAAGAAGUCAGAAGCCCAGCGUCAUCUCGGUCAUGACCACCACCGAGAUGCGUACCAUUCCCGACGGCACAGUCUACACCAAGCGCGUACUGAAGAAGCGUUUCUCUGACGGCACUGAGGAGAACAGGGAAGAAGAGUCGACUGGACUACCCGAACAAGAGACGGGUCUGGAGAGUGAUGGCGGGCAUGACAAGAAAGAUGGCGCUGGAUGGUUCUGGCACUGAUGUCGGCUGUGGUAUCGCUUUGAUAACGACUAUUAUGAUUGACCGAUAGCUGAGGUGUCUUUAUACCCUUGCUGUAUUCAUUGCUCAUGAAAUAUCUCAACAAUUCCGUGACUCCGUUGUUUGAUGUGCAAGAAAGUGAAAAAGAGGC
This is a messenger RNA of Aureobasidium subglaciale EXF-2481, 1608 nucleotides long. RefSeq lists its product as uncharacterized. The coding region runs from base 195 to 1460 and encodes 421 amino acids. NCBI's taxonomy places the organism in Eukaryota, Fungi, Ascomycota, Dothideomycetes, Dothideales, Saccotheciaceae. The transcript has a single exon. The record is from RefSeq and is a predicted model, not a curated record.